Molecule: messenger RNA, 1135 nt
Organism: Belonocnema kinseyi
Lineage: Eukaryota; Metazoa; Arthropoda; Insecta; Hymenoptera; Cynipidae
Exons: 8
Coding region: 131-1135 (334 amino acids)
Biological process (GO): sensory perception of smell; detection of chemical stimulus involved in sensory perception of smell
Cellular component (GO): plasma membrane
Molecular function (GO): odorant binding; olfactory receptor activity
Source: RefSeq, a predicted model, not a curated record
UCAUAAACACUACUAUGGGACAUCAGAUUGAUUCACAUGGGUUGUGUUACUCCAUUAGUUAGAAUAUCGAUAUACAGGGUGUCACGAAAUCUAGUUAAUUCAGCGAAAUCUAAAAUUUAUUCAAGAAAAAAUGUACUGUCCAAAGAUGAAACCUUACGUUAAAUAUCAUAAAAUGUUUUUAUAUGGUAUGGGACAUUGGCCUUAUCAGACGAUAAAAACACGAAGAAUUGUAAGAUUUGUUUCCGGAACAGCUUUAUUAUCAUAUUGUGUGCCUCUUGGUGUUCGUUUUUAUGAAGCACGAAAUGAUUUUGACGAUUUUCUUGAAUGCCUCCCCAUGGCUGUGACUGCUAUUCUUAUAGCGUGGUGUUACUUUCUCUUUUUUGUAAUUAAAGGAAACCAUCUAUUGGAAUUAUUAAACCAAAUGUCAAACGAUUUUGAUAAACUUCAAUCGUUGGAGGCUGAGUUUAAAAUUUUAAAAGAAUCUACAGAAGAAGGAAGAUUUGCUGCUAUUGCAUUUAUAGUUUACACGAUAAUUUCUUCAAUCGCAUAUUGUGGUAUAACAUUACUGCCAAUAAUAUUGGACAUUGUGGCCCCACUUAAUGAAUCGCGUCCAUUGUCUUACAUUUCUGAGGUUGACUAUAUUUUUUUCGAAAGAAACGAUCAUUAUGUUUUUAGCUAUUUUCACUCUGGCAUAAUAGGCUGUUUUAGUGUAAUGCAAAUUGUUGCUGCUGAUGUGAUGCUUUACCUUUUCGUGCAACAUGCUUGUGGGAUGUUUCGCGUAUUGCGAUAUCGAUUGAAGACAAUCACAAAUACUUUAGAUAAAGGUGGUGAUUCCUGGAAAGAUUCCAUUCAAGAAAAUGAUAUCUAUAAAAAUGCUGUAUUUUGUGCGAAGAUGUAUCAAAAUAUACUUGAGUUUAGUGACAGCAUCGAUUCAUGUUUCUCGAUGGUUUUGAUCUUAGGUAUCGGAGUUACAAUAGUGUUAUUGAGUUUUCAGGGUACCAUGGUCAUGGUCAUUCUUGAAGUAGCUUUCAACGAGGAAUCCAGUGGCAACCUCGAAUUUGACCUUGAGCUUCAAAUUCAAGGUUGUUUCUUGGCCAACUUUGUUUUUCUUUUACAUGGGAACCCCUAUUUUUGA